UGAUGGGCAGAGGGGAGUGGAGAUGGAGAAGAGGUAUCGCAGGAAUGCUGACGUGACCGCAGUGCAAGAGGAACGGUGCCACUGGCCAGGCAGAAAGUCACCCCUCUCCCAGCUCACCCUGUGCUUGAUCCAGAGGGGUAAAUUAUCCUAGCAUCCUCUAUUUAUACAGUGUGUAUAUUUUCAGCAGUGGAUGAUUGGGAUGCUGCAAUGUGCGAAAGCAAUGCGAAAACGUUGCCGUCCUUUCUGGGAAAGAGUUAUUCUGAAGCAGAGAGAGUUUUGGCUGAUGCUGGCAAAGCUGAAUAACAUAACUGCCAUGACUUUGAGGGCUUGGUCCACUGAACCCUGCCCUGAACUAAACCAGUCAAAGUUUGGAUGAAAUUCAUCAGAAAGAUGAAUUUUUAUUUCAUUGCAAUCAUACUCUACUCAGUUUUGUUGUUGUUGUUGUUGUUUCCAUAUAAAGUAAUAUUAUAAUAAUAAUGUAAAGCACAGAACAUCCUAACAUUCCUUUAGGAACCCAAUAAUAAAACAUGUCCUAAAGGUACUAAAGGUUGCCUGCUUUGCUUUAAAGUGACAGAAUUUAUACACAAGUGCUGAUUGAUUAGCAUGUGGCUGUCAACAUACUUGACAAUAUUUUCACUUUAUUGGGGGACAUGUAGAGGCACCCUUCUUGUGCCCGACCAUGACUGUAUUGACAUAGUAGUAUGUUGUCUGUUAGCAUGCUUGACUUGUACUAUGGCUGAAGAGGUGAAGGGUUGAGUGCUGGUAGCGGCGUUCGUCUGUAAUCUAUGUAUCCUGAGACAGUGAUACAUGGCCACAACUGCUGCAUACAGCUGGAUGUAGCCAUAGGUUAAAAUGUCAGAAGUAAUGCUGGGAGAUGUUCAACUGAUACGUUACUGGACUUGGUAAUGGCACUGUCAAUAAUGAUUAAUAUGACUUUUUUUUCUAACCAAAUGAUUGACACUCAUUAGAAAUCAAGUUUUUCGUUCGUCUAGUGACUAUAUGUAUAUGCUCCAACUUUCUAUGUGAAGUUCUGUGUUUUCGAGAUCAGAACAACUAUAUACAUUUUAAUUUAAUCUGAAAAAAGUUUACAUUUCAUAGUGCUUUGCUGACUGGUUUCCACUAAUCACUCAGUACUACACCAAGUGUCCACUUUAGGUGCUUGAUUAUGCAUUGGUUAUAAGUGCACCAAAAGUUAUUUUAGCAAAGUAACAAAAUAGAAACAGACUCAUCAAGCAGCCGUGGCAUGCUGGCUAUUCGGCGAAUGCUAACAGGGGUUUUUCACAAGGGUUGCUAAGAGUGGUGUAGUGUUGUCCCAAACAUGUAUUCAAAUAAACAGAGUGCCCUUUAUUUUGGUUCAUGUUAUGAAAGGCAUCAAACAAUUCAUUAGUGGAACGGUAGUUAUACGAUUUGCAUUGUUAAAUUCUGUGUAUAUUUACUCUACAUGAAGAUUUAUGACCUUUGUGUUCUCUAAAGGAUUUCUGGUUCACAAUGUGCUGAAAGGUCUGGAUCACAGUAAAUUUAAACCUAUAAAUUCAAGCUUUGGUGGUAUUUUAGAAAACCUCCAUCUGAACCUAGUGAGGGUCACUGAGCCAGAGGGAAAUCUAAAUGCCAAUUCUUCAAAUAAUAACUUCAAAGCAAACUAGAUGUUGAAAUUUCAGUAUUUAUAAACACUAAACAUAAAAUAAUUGGUAAAUGGUAAUUAAUAUUUACAUAAAAGUAUACAUCAAGUCAUAUUUUAAUUAUAUUAAAUUAUGUCUGUGAUUAAUAAAUGUAAAAAGUUCAGUGUUGGUUCAUGAAACCUGAUGCAUUAACUAAUGUUAACAAACUGAACCUUAUUAUAAAGUGUUAACCAGGAAAACUGUAUCUUGGGACAUAAUUAAACAUGUAUAUGUUCAGUAAUAUGAUGCUUUAAGUAAAUUACUCUUGUUGAGUUAACAGUAAUGAAGCUGAUUAGUUCUAAAAAAACAGGAAAUGUCAGAUAUCUGAGAAAAUGAUGACCAAAACAAAAAUAUUAUUGGUCAUUUAAUCGGAUAUGUGAGGUGGUAUCAAUUCCCAUAUAUCCGUUUGAAACACUGCUCCAUAAAUGGAAAGAGGGUAUUUAUAUCUAGAUGUGACCACAAGGUUUCCAUACACAGUAUGUAUUCUCAAGUAUCUACCCUGAUUCUCACUUCAGCUAGGUCAUGCUAAGCUAAAGUCGCAACAUAAAAAACAUGAACAAAAUAAAGCAGUGUUUCAAAGCUGUCAAAGUAUGAAUAAAUAAGGCUUAUAGAUAAAGUAUAUGAAUAAAUAAGGCCACAAAAAAUGAAAGCAAUUUAUCCUCCUUUUUCGCAAUUGAUUCUGGAUGCUUGUAUUGGCGCGCUAGAUCAUGUGUCACAUUAAGAGAUAAACUCUAUGUACUCGUGACAGCCAUGGGGGAUUUCCAUCAUCAUCCGGUGGACGCAUUUAAAAUCCCAUCCCCAGUGACUGCAAUUGCAAAAGAUAUAUUUGGACUCUCUAGAAAUAAAAUUAUAUGAGAGGAUUUUUCAGGCAGGCAGCAGGACAUCAUGCCUGUUAGGAUCACUAUGAAUCAAGCUAUAGGUCAAACUAUGCUUAUGGUUGGCAAAUAGAGUGUCAUUAGGAAAUGUGCCUGAAUACCUUUCAACAACUUUGCGCUGCUGAUUAUUUGCAUGAAUGUUUGUGUAACUGGAAGAAUUACGGAAAAUCAAAAAGAAAACCCAUUUUUAUCAUUUCAAUAAAAUGCAGGGCCCUUGGACACCCUCUGUCCACCUGUUUAACCAACUGGACUGAGUAUUGUGUGGCUUGACCUUUCAACCGCCAUAUGAGGUAAGCCCCAAGUUAUAAGCAUGUGAACUACAGUACAGAAAAACAAUAGAAAAAAAAGUGCCAAAUACACACACACAAACACACAUUAGGUUUCAUGUUUUAUGGGGACAUUCUAUAAUGAUCUUAUACUGUACAAACUGUAUAUUCUAUCCCUAACCCUAAAUCUACCCCUAAACCUACCCAUCACAGAAAACUUUCUGCAUUUUUACAUUUUUCAAAAAACAUCACUUGGUAUUAUAUGAUUUAUAAGCUGUUUUCCUCAUGGGGACCAAAAAAAAAACAAAAAAAAACAAUGUCCCCACAAGGACAAGGAUUUUAGAUAUUGCCAUCCUUGUGGGAAAAUUUUGUCCCCAUAACAUAGGGUAUACAAGAAACAUACACACACACACACACACACACAAUUUUUAAAAAAUAAUUAUUCUAAUUUAUUUGAAACCACAAAUGUUUAAAUCAAUUAAGGGAAUAUAUUACAUUUAAUAUUGUUUACAUUUUAAUGUAAUCUAUUAGAUGCCAAAUUCCAAAAUUGUACAAUAUUGCAAUAUUUUGUCCCAACACUCCAACAGAAGGCGCUGUCACUACUCUUUGGCUAUAUCUAUUGUUUUGCCAAGGUAAACUAAAUGGAUACUUUUAAAGAAGAAAUUUUCAUGAGUAAUAAGUUAAACAUCAGAUGACCUGACCAUGAACAAAAAGUUCCUGGGCAACCACAUCCAUUUCUAUUCCUUGAAGCAUUUGUCAAACAUAUCACAAAUCAGUAGCCACAUAAAUAUGGACUUCAGAAUUUCACAACAGAACAUGCUUGUCUUUGUUUAUAUCUUUUAUCUUUCCCUGUUUUAUUUCUCCAGGAAAAGAUAUGUUACUGGUCUUAAUAUGAAACUUUUUUUUUUUUUUUGCUUUCAGUGGGUAAGGAAGGAGAAAAGGGGUGGGAGGGCUAGAGUGAAAGCAACACUUUGGGGGGCUGUCCAAUGUGCUGCCUUAAAUUAGCCAAGGGAGAGGUUGGACUGAGGGUGGAGCUUUGUGCUGUCACUAUCUCCCUUGUUAAGUAUUACCUGCAGUGCUUCAGUAGGUUGGCUGCACUUGUACUGUGUGUAAGGACAGAGAGGGGGGAAACAUAGCAAAUCAAAACCAAGCCUUGAGAAAUCACAGGGCACCAUCCUAAAUUUUACUUGGACACUGCAGUGCAUCUAUUUUAGCAAGUUUAUGUAGUGCAACUAGCUGUAAAUAUGGCUGGUUGUCUGCAAAGAGGAAGACUGAGUGCAGCAGGAGCACCUCUGAAGUGUCUGUUUAUAGUGAUUUCAUUAGUAUGUUGUCUCUCUAAAGUGGACGCAGAUCCGUUCAACGCGGCUUUCCACCAUAGGCACAGAUCUGGACCUACCGCUGAAACAAUCUUGGUAGCCAACAAUGGGAUUAGAGUUCCCUUUGGACGCUCCAUCUAUCUGGAUCCUAACAAUGACCUUGUGACUGAAGUGCAUGAAGGAGACCGCUGUCACAUUACAGUCCUGGACAAUGACCCACUGGCCCAGAGACCUGGAAUGCUAACACCCAAGAAGUUCCCCUGUGCUUUUGGUGCAGAAGAGGUGAAAUAUACUCACUUUGGUUCCCGGAGCCCAAGCAAAGACCACAUUAAACUGCAGCUGAGGUAUGACUCCAACACAGACACAGUGGUGGUUCCUUUCAUUCUUGAAGUAGAGGUGGUCUUUCAGCAACUGGAGAUUCUCACUCGUAACAUGCCUCUGGUUGUGGAUAAGCUCAAUGGGCUAAGCAACCCAAUUGACAAAAAAACUUUGGAGUUUGCAUUUGAAGAUGGUGUCACUACAUGCAAGGUGACCACACUGGUUGGUGCAGGCAAACUUCCCAGGUAUGGUAGUCUUUCUGAUAACUCUAUGAAUGGCCAGAUGAUUAAUUGUGAUGAUUUUGUCAAGAAGGGAAUUCAGUAUCAACACACCGCAACCACCAACUCUCCUAACAGAGACUACAUUCCAAUGCUAGUAGAAGUACAAGAUAAUGAUGGUAAUACUAUUCAACAAGAACAUUUCCAGAUAAUGGUUAGAAUCAAAGAGGGUAAUGAAAAUACACCACCAAAGCCUAGCUUUAUAUCUAUGAUGAUGAUGGAGAUUGACCAAUUUGUGAUGACAGCCAUUACUUCAGAUAUGCUGGCAGCUGAGGAUAUUGAAUCCGAUUCUGAUGAUUUAAUCUUUAACAUAACAUCUCCCUUGGGCUAUCAGCAGGGCUAUAUUAUCAGCACAGAUGAUCAAAACCAGCCAAUCACUUCUUUCCAUCAGAGAGAUAUUAAAGACCUGAAGAUCGCUUACAAGCCUCCCUCUGAGGAUUCAGACGUAGAAAGAAUUUUCCAGAUUGAAUUUGAAAUUGUUGACACUGAUGGGGCUGUUUCUGAUUCUUUUGCAUUCAUGAUUGUUGUGAAGCCAAUGAACACUUUAGCUCCGGUGGUAACCAAAAAUACAGGACAGCUGCUUUUUGAGGGUCAGUCAAGACCACUAUCCAGCUCACAAAAUUUAGAGAUCAGUGAUGAAGAUAAUCUUGAUGAUGUGAAGAUUACUGUUGUUGAUGGCUUGAAACAUGGAGAGCUGACUGUGCUAGGGUCUCAACGAAAAUUUUUCACCACAGCUGAUCUAGAUGCUGGCAUUGUUAUGUACCAGCACGAUGGAAGCGACACCUACAGUGACAACAUUAUAUUCAGAAUGACUGAUGGCACUAAUGAAGUAGAGUUUUUGUUCCCCAUCACAAUUGCCCCAACUGAUGAUGAACCCCCUAUUAUAAAUGCAAACACUGGUAUUGUGCUUUUUAAAAAUGAAGUGAUGCAAAUCUCCCCCUUUAUCCUGAGUGCCACUGACAUUGACUCUGAGGAUUCAACAAUAAAAUUUAUUUUAGAAGAGCCAUACUCAGCAAUUGGUGAGCUGCUCAUCAAACAGGUGGAGCCUCCUCCAGAUCCAUCUGCAUGGAAAUUUAGUGCAACAGAUGAGAUGUUUGAACAGGUGGUAACAGAAUGGUUUCAGCAGGAUAUUCUGGAUGGGAAGCUGUUCUAUCGUCACAAAGGACCUCAUAGUACCACCACUGUGAUCGACCAGUUUGCCUUUAGAGUCCAGGAUGACAAUGACCCACCAAAUCAAUCAGGAGAGCAUGUGUUCAUUAUUAAAAUCCACCCGGUUGAUGACAUUCCUCCAGAACUUUACCCUGGCACCACACUACACAUGACAGUCAAAGAAUACGAGCUGACAUUUUUUAAGAAGAAAUUUCUACGUUACACAGAUCUGGACUGUGAUGACAGGGAUCUUAAAUACACCAUCAUCAAACCUCCUACUGACACAGAUGAAAACAGCCCUGUUCCUCUUGGUGCUAUUGUACUGACUGAUAACCCUGAUGUCAUAAUCAGUGAGUUUACGCAAGCUCAGGUCAACCACCAUAAAGUGGCAUACAAACCCCCAGAGCAAGAGCUUGGUAUUACUCCAAAAGUGGUCCAGUUUUCAUUCAGCGUGGAGGACACUGCUAGUAAUUCUGUUGAUGGUCUUUUUACAAUCUUUUUACAGCCUGUUGACAACAAACCACCUGUAAUUACGAAUACUGGUUUCACUGUUCUGGAGCGAAAUACUUAUAUAAUAACCAAAAAUGAACUUGAUGCCUCGGACCAGGACACUGAGGAUGAGAAUAUUAAAUUUAUAGUGACCCAGAUUCCCAGGUUUGGGCAGCUGCAAUAUUUAGGAAUUGACAUGUCUAAUGGAGAAACAUUUGUGCUGGAGGACAUUGAAAACAGCCGACUCGCCUACAUCCACAGUGGUGAAGAAUCUCUUCAAGAUGUCAUUAAGCUGGAUAUUAGUGAUGGCUUCCAUGAAGUCCCCAUUGUUGUCAAGAUCAGCAUCAAGCCUGUCGAUGAUGAAACUCCAAAAAUUAUGUUACCGGCAGGUUUGUUAGGGGCCUCCAUUGAUGUACUUGAGAAUGGCGCAACAGAAAUCACCAGCAAUGUUAUUCAGGGUCGUGACGAAGACACAGAUGACCUCAUGCUGACUUUCAUAGUUGAGGAGCCUCCUAGGCUAGGAGAAAUAAUGGUGAAUGGAGCUCCUGCUGAGCGCUUUACGCAGCAAGACAUAAUCAAUGGCGUGGUCGUCUAUGUUCACACUAGUGGUGAAAUCGGCCCCAUCAAAGAGCAUGAUUCCUUCAAUCUCACAAUAUCUGACAUGUCAGAUGAAUGGGUUGUUGGUGGCAACAAAGUUCAAGGGGUCCGUGUCCACGUCACCAUUCUUCCUGUAGACAGCAUUCCACCUAUUGUUAAUGUAGGUGGCCAAUUUGUAGUAGUCGAGGGUGAGAAAAAUGUUAUCACAUUAGAGCACAUUCAAGCUGAGGACAUUGACACUGAUAAUGAUGAUAUCUUGUGUACUAUCAUUGUUCAGUCCACAUCUGGCUAUGUGGAGAACAUCUCCCCAGCUCCUGGGUCUGAAAAAUCCAGAGUAGGCACUGCCAUCACUGCAUUCACCAUUAAAGAUGUUGGUCUAGGUCACAUCUAUUAUGUCCAAAGCAUUCACAAGGGCGUGGAGCCAGUGGAGGACAGAUUCACUUUCCGCUGCUCAGAUGGCAUUAACUUUUCAGAAAGGCACUUUUUCCCCAUUGUCAUUAUCCCAGCCAAUGAUGAAAAGCCAGAGAUUUUCAUUCGUGAGUUUGUUGUUAUGGAGGGGAUGAGCUUGGUUAUUGACACUCCUAUUUUGAAUGCUGCAGAUGCAGAUAUCCCAAGUGAUGAAUUAGUUUUUGAAAUACUUAAAAACCCAAAACAUGGAAACAUAGUUCAGCAGUUGAGCACUGGGACAGUUCCAGUGGUGAAAUUUACCUUAGAGCAAAUAAAGGAGGCUUCCAAUAUUGUUUAUGAGCAUGAUGACUCUGAAACCAAGGAAGACAGUUUUGAAAUUCGACUCACUGAUGGGAAGCACACUGUCGAAGAGAAGGUCGUCAUAAUAGUCAUUCCUGUUGAUGAUGAAACCCCAAGGAUGGCCAUCAACGAUGGCCUGGAAGUAGAAAUUGGAGAAACCAAAGUAAUUAGUAAUAGAGUCCUGAAGGCCACAGAUCUGGAUUCUGAGGACAAAGAGCUUACUUACAUUAUCCGUUAUGGCCCUGGCCAAGGCUACCUUCAUAGAAUUACCAAACAUGGAGAUGUAAUUGGCAACAUUAGUACUGGAAUGAAUUUCACUCAAGAUGAACUUGACAAACAGUUGAUUCAGUACGUACACACAGGCCAAGAGGGUGUCCGUGACCUGCUAAAGUUUGACGUAACUGAUGGAAUCAAUCCCCUCAUUGAUCGCUACUUCUACAUUAAUAUUGGCAGCAUGGACAUGGUCUUCCCUGAUGUUAUCAACAAGGGUGUGACCCUCAAAGAGGGAGGUAAGGUCACCUUGACCACAGACCUUCUCAGCACAACUGACAUCAACAGUCCAGAUGAAUAUCUAAGUUUCAGCAUCACUCGUGCUCCUAGCAGGGGCCAUCUUGAAAGUACUGAUCUCCCAGGGGUGCCCAUCUCCACCUUCACUCAGCUGCAGCUAGCUGGAAACAAGAUCUACUACAUCCAUACAUCUGACGAUGAAGUGAAGAUGGACAGCUUUGAGUUUGAGGUGACAGAUGGCUAUAACCCUGUCUUCCGCACCUUCCGUGUAUCCAUUACAGAUGUUGACAACAAGAAGCCAGUAUUGACGAUCAACAAGCUGGUGCUGGGGGAGGGAGAAACCAAGCUGAUCACACCCUUUGAAUUGACAGUGGAGGACCGUGACACACCAGACAACCUGCUGCGAUUUGUAGUGACUCAAGUGCCAGUUCACGGUCAGCUUCUGUUCAAUGGAACACAAGUCAUUACAUCAUUUACCAAGCAGGAUCUAAAUGAAAACCUUAUUACUUAUAGGCAUGAUGGCACAGAGACAAAUGAAGACAGCUUCUCUUUCACAAUUACUGAUGGGACUCACACUGAAUUUUAUGUUUUCCCUGAUACUGUAUAUGAAACUCGUAAGCCUCAGAUGAUGACUAUUCAUAUUAGCACAGUGGACAAUGGGGUGCCUCAAAUCAUUGUAAACAAAGCAGCACCCACACUUAGGGUUCUUCAUACUGGGCACGUUGGAUUUUUGAUAACCAGCAAAGCUCUAAAGGCUGAGGACAGAGACAGCCCAAACAAAGUGCUUAAGUAUGUUGUAACUGAGACCCCUCUUCAUGGCUUUAUCAUGAAUUCUGCUUUGGGCAAUGAUAGCAUCAAGUCCUUCUCACAGGCCGAUAUCGAUGAUAUGAAGAUUUGUUAUGUGCUUCUUGAUGGGUCCAAUGCCACAAGUGACAUAUUCUACUUCACAGUGGAAGACAAUGGGGGCAACAAACUGAAGCCACAACCGUUCCGUCUGAAUUGGGCCUGGAUAUCCCUGGAAAGAGAAUACUACAUUGUAGAUGAGGAUGCAAAGUUUCUGGAGGUCACCCUCAAACGCCGGGGAUACUUGGGAGAGACAUCAUUUGUCAGCAUUGCCACCAAGGACGGCACAGCAAAACAGGACAAAGACUUCCGUGGCAAAUCUCAGAAACAGGUCCAGUUUAACCCUGGCCAAACAUCCGCUACCUGGAGGGUGAAGAUAUUUACUGAUCAAGAGUUUGAAACUUCAGAGAUGUUUGAAAUUCAGCUCUCAGAGCCAGUGAUGGCUGUUCUUGAAUACCCUGAUAUAGCUACUGUGGAGAUUGUGGAUCCUGGUGAUGAGUCCACAGUGUUCUUCCCUCAAGCAGAAUACCGUAUAGAAGAGGAUAUAGGAGAACUACUAGUCCCGGUCCGCAGAUCAGGAGAUGUCAGCCAGGAACUGAUGGUUAUUUGUUACACACAACAAGGCAGUGCAACCGGAACCACCCCCAGCACAGUGCUUUCCUAUUCAGACUACAUCACAAGACCAGAGGACCACACCAGUGUUCUGCGCUUUGAUAAAGAUGAGCGGGAGAAGUCGUGUCGCGUCAUAAUUAUUGAUGACUCCCUCUAUGAAGAAGAGGAGAGCUUCAAUGUGUCCCUCAGUAUGCCUAUGGGUGGCCAAGUGGGAGCCAAGUUCCCCAAAGCCAAAGUGGUCAUCUUGGCUGAUAGUGAUGAUGAACCAUCUUUCUAUUUUGGAGAGACCGAGUACACGGUGGAUGAGAGUGAUGGUUAUGUGGAGGUGAAAGUGUGGAGGACUGGAACUGACCUUUCGAAGACAGCCACCGUCACAGUCCGUUCCAGGAAGAGUGACCCUGUUUCAGCAGAAGCGGGUCUAGAUUAUGUGGGAAUCAGCCGUAACUUGGACUUUGCUCCAGGUGUGACCAUGCAGACUUUCCGUGUCACAAUUCUCGAUGACCUGGGCCAGCCAGAGCUGGAGGGGCCAGAGACGUUUGAGCUGGUGCUGCGUAUGCCCAUGAACGCAGUCCUUGGAGAGCCUAGCAAAACUGUCAUCACUAUUAAUGACACUGUUACAGACUUACCCAAAGUCCAGUUUAGGGAGGCAGAGUACAAAGUGGAUGAGGCUGAUGGAGAGGUGAAGGCGAUGGUGUACCGCAGUGGCGACAUCAGUCAGAGGUCCACAGUCCUCUGUUACACUCGCCAGGGAUCUGCUCAAGUCAUGAUGGAUUAUGAUGAACGACCCAAUACUGACGCAUCCAUCAUUGUGUUCCUACCAGGAGAGAUUGAGAAGCCAUGUGUUGUGACUUUAGUGGAUGACACAGUUCAUGAAGAGGAUGAGGAGUUUCGCUUGGUUUUGGGCACACCUAAGAGCAAAUCACCAUAUGGAGCUUCAGUAGGAGAACAAAAAGAAGCUCUGGUCACCAUCACUGACCAUAAGGAUAAGUCCAUCAUCAGGUUUGCUGAGAUCAAAUACAGUGUUAGAGAGCCACAACUUCCUGGAGAGAUUGCUGUAGUGAAGAUUCCUGUCCUGCGUCAGGGUGAUACCUCCAAGGUCUCUGUGGUGAGAAUUCAUACUAAGGACGGCUCUGCAACAUCAGGAGAGGACUACAAUCCCCUUUCUCAAGAUGUGGAAUUUAAGGAGGGUGAGACAGAGCAUGUGGUGGAGAUCCAGGUUCUGUAUGAUGGACAAAGAGAGAUCCGUGAGGCUUUCACAGUUCACAUGAAGCCUGACGAGUAUAUGGUGGCUGAGACACAGAUGAAUAAGGCUAUUGUGUACAUCGAAGAGAUGAAUAGUGUGGCUGAUGUCACCUUCCCAGCAGUGCCUCAGGUGGUGUCACUGUUGCUGUAUGAUGACACAAUUCGGGCUAAGGACAGUCCCCACCCUCCAACUGGCUAUCCUGUUGUGUGUGUCACGGCCUGCAACCCUAAAUACUUUGACUUUGACAAGACUGGUUCCAUUUGUUCAGUGGAGAACAUCAAUGACACACUAACUCAGUACCGCUGGAUGGUUAGUGCCCCCAGUGGGCCGGAUGGAGUCACCAGCCCCAUGCGUGAAGUGGACACCAACACCUUCUUCACUAACACCAAGUCCAUCACCUUGGACUCCAUCUACUUCCAGGCUGGUUCCCGUGUGCAGUGUGCCGCCCGAGCCUUCAACGCUAAUGGAGACGCUGGGCUGGAACUCAGUUCGCCCAUUGUGGUCAUCAGCCGAGAGGAGGGCCUGUGUCAGCCUCGUAUACCUGGAACAGUGGGUGCUGAACCGUUCUCAGCUAAAAUCCGUUACACUGGCCCGGAUGACCCUGACUACCCCAAUCUGAUCAAACUCACUGUUACUAUGCCGCACAUGGAUGGCAUGCUGCCUGUUAUCUCCACACGUCCCCUUUCAAACUUUGAGCUAACCCUUAGUCCAGAUGGUACAAGAGUAGGAAACCACCGCUGCUCUAACCUCUUGGAUUUCAACGAGAUCCAAACAGCGCAUGGUUUUAUCACUGAUGCCACAAAGAACCCAGAAAUUAUUGGCGAGACUUCACCGUACCAGUACAGCGUGGCCAUGCGCAGCACCAAUUCCCUUAGAUUCUACCGCAACCUUAACCUCGAGGCAUGUCUGUGGGAGUUCAGUAGCUACUACGACAUGUCAGAGCUGCUGAAUGACUGUGGGGGAUCGAUUGGCACAGAUGGACAGGUGCUGAAUCUUGUUCAGUCCUAUGUAACCCUGCGGGUGCCUCUGUUUGUGUCCUAUGUCUUCCAUUCUCCCGUUGCUGUUGGUGGCUGGCAACAUUUUGACCUACGUUCUGAGCUGAGGCUCACCUUUGUGUAUGACACUGCCAUCUUAUGGCAAGAUGGUAUUGGAAGCCCACCAGAGGCUGAGCUACAAGGUGCCAUGUAUCCCACCAGCAUGAGAAUAAAUGAUGAUGGCCGUCUUGUUGUCAAUUUUAAGACUGAGGCUCGAUUCAGGGGACAGUUUGUCAUGUCUCACCCAGGAACCACUUUGUCCUCUAUGGUAAUGUCAGCAGACCAUCCUGGACUCACAUUCACUCUCUCCCUGGUCAGAACUGAGCCCACUUACAACCAGCCCAUGCAACAAUGGAGCUUUGUUUCUGACUUUGCUGUGAGAGACUAUUCCGGCACCUAUACUGUGAAGCUGAUUCCAUGUAGCGCUUCACCUAAUGGAGAGUUCAGCAUACCCCCUGUGUGCCACCCGAGGGAGCCCCUCACCUUCGACAUGGACAUCCGCUUCCAGCAGGUGAGUGACCCUGUAUCAGCAGAGUUUAGUUUGAACACACAGAUGUUCCUGCUGUCGAAGAAGGAGCUGUGGCUGUCUGAUGGCUCCAUGGGCUUUGGAGAGGGCACGGACACUGCCUUCAUGGAAGGUUCUAAGAUCUAUGGGCGUGUGAUGGUGGACCCAGUGCAGAACCUGGGUGAUUCUUUCUCCUGCAGCAUAGAGAAAGUGUUUCUUUGUACUGGUACGGAUGGUUAUGUGCCAAAAUACAACCCUACAAAUAAAGAGUAUGGAUGCCUGGCUGAUGCUCCAUCCCUGCUUUACAGACUCAAGAUCUUGGACAAAGCUCAGCCAGAAACCCAGGCCACCAAUUUUGGAAAUGUCCAGUUUGAUGCCAGCCUGGCUUUGGAUACCCCUGGAGCCCUGCCUUUGGUCAGACAACCUGGAUCAGACGGAUUCACCCUGUCAUCAUCUCCCCUCUUCCAGGUCGCUGCUGGCCGUGAAUGGUUCAUCCACACCAUCUACACCCUCCGUUCUAGAGAGAACGCCAACCGAGGCAUUGGUAAAAGAAGCCUUGAGUACCACCACGCUAUAUCCUCCGCCGUAGCUGACCCUGGCGCCCAAUCCCGUAAUCGACGUGCAGUACCUGACGCAGAAGCUUUCGACAUCGGCGUUGAGAAUAACCGAGGCACCAACAUUCAGCAUAUCGCCCUGGACCGCUCAAACCGACUCCGAGUGAGCCAGCCAUGGGGCCGUGAGCUUGAACUAGAGCACCCCCUGGUGGAGGGGAGCCUGGGUAAGGGGCCUGGUUCAGAGUUCUCUCUUCCCGCUGGCAUGUCAACAUUGCUCUGGGUAGCUGGGCUCAUCCUGCUGGUAUGCCUAGUUGUAGUUCUGGUGGUUCUCUUGAUGCGACGCAAGCGGAAAGAGAAAAAGUACCCAGCUUAUUCCACUUCGUCCUGCACAGCAUACAACAAGGAGCCCACAAGACACAAUGUGGACAGCUCUGAGGUUUAAACCACCCCUGUUCCUUGUUUGUUAAGACAUGCCAAAACUAACUCUCACCAUGGUGCUUUCUUUGUCAAGAAGCAGCUGAAGUUAUGGAGAUGGAAAUAUUCUGAGAUCUAAAGCCAAAUGACACCAUCCAAUAUAUGGCUUUUUUGGAGCGUUUAACAGCUUCAAUGAAGACAUCUUGACUCCAAGACCCCUCAAAUUGCUUGUUGCCUUUCUCUUAAGAUUAUGUUUGAGCUUCAUAGUACUAAUUUUAUUUUAGCAUGCUCCAAUCAGUAGACCUGUGAACCAGAAUUGGCCACAGAAAACCUGCUCAGACAAACAGAGUGAAUCUGUGCUUCAGCUAUUGUCAAACUCAGAUUAUUUGCAAAUUUAGCAAGCAUUGCUCCAUUAUAUAUAUAUAUAUAUAUUAUAUAAAUAUAUAUAUAACAUUUUUUCUUUCUUUCUUUUUAAUCAGUCCAUUUUAACUUCACCCGAUAUGUAACAGUUCUUCUUCUGAGUGUGUGUGUGAUUUAAGCAAAUUGAAAGAUGCAAGAACUGGCUUCUUCGAACAUUUAUGUAAUAAAUGUAUCUAUUUUUAUAUGUUCCAUGACAUGAACUGCUGUGUACAAGAACACAGGCCAGCGUUUCCACAUGAUCAAUGUGUUGCUAUGCAAAGGGAGCGUAAUGUUCAAGUUCAUAACUAUUCAGAAUGUACUUAUUUUUAUACCUUUUCAGGCUGUUAAAAUGUGGUUCAGAAUCACACAUUAAUGCGGUGUGUACAUAGUUGCCUAUUCUUUAUCAAAUGUCAAAAGGAGAGACUGGUGUAAACAUAAGAUAGUACAUGAUAAAAUACACCCUGAUAAAACUUGAAAACUUGUGAACCACGUGUUUUUUUUUUUUUCUCCAUGUUAAAAAAACCAUUACAGAUUUACAAAACUGAAGCAAAGAAUGAUGAAUAUUCAAAUUAUAAGUUUAAAUUGUUACUACUGUUAGUUUUUUAGUUUUUAUUUUGUGGCUUCCCAGAUGGUGAUACUUAUUUCAAUUUAUUGUUUAAUGUUAAUUAUUUUUCAAUGUAUUAAAAUUUAAUUGUCAGACACAAACCAAUUUUACAAACAUUUUGUAAUUUAUAUCUCACCUUGUACUGUAUUAUGGAAAUUGCUAACAUUAAAUUACACCAGGACAAAAAAGUUUGAACAGAUUUAAAGUCUAUGUCAGCUAAUACACCAUUAACUUUGUGUUUGGGGAAAAUUUUUUGUUUUUGUUUGUUUUUUUUUGCUGAUGAAAAGAAUUCUGUAAAGAUACUUGUUUCAUUAUAAAGUGCCUGUUAAGUCUUUAAAAUAUAAAUGCCUACUUCUAUAA
This is a messenger RNA of Ctenopharyngodon idella (grass carp), 14768 nucleotides long. RefSeq names its product Fras1 related extracellular matrix 3 (gene frem3). The record is from RefSeq and is a predicted model, not a curated record. Lineage: Eukaryota; Metazoa; Chordata; Actinopteri; Cypriniformes; Xenocyprididae. The transcript has 24 exons. Bases 4044 to 13433 code for a protein of 3129 amino acids. Gene Ontology annotation, biological process: cell communication. Gene Ontology annotation, cellular component: membrane.